AUGUCCGGUAUCAUCGCGGUCUACGCCCUUGUCAUCGCCGUCCUUAUCACGAGCGACAUGGGUCCCCCACCAGAGAGGACAUACUCGCUCUUCACCGGUUUCAUGCAUCUCGCUGCAGGCAUGUCAGUCGGUCUAGCUGGCCUAGCAGCUGGUUAUGCUAUCGGAAUUGUGGGAGACAUGGGUGUGAGGAGCUAUCUUCAACAGUCGCGGAUCUUUGUGGGAAUGGUCUUGAUCUUGAUUUUCGGUGAGGUUUUGGGUUUGUACGGGCUCAUCGUGGGAUUGAUUCUGCAGUCAAAGAGCUGA
Molecule: messenger RNA, 303 nt
Organism: Cyphellophora europaea CBS 101466
Lineage: Eukaryota; Fungi; Ascomycota; Eurotiomycetes; Chaetothyriales; Cyphellophoraceae
Product: V-type proton ATPase proteolipid subunit 2
Exons: 1
Coding region: 1-303 (100 amino acids)
Biological process (GO): proton transmembrane transport
Cellular component (GO): proton-transporting V-type ATPase, V0 domain
Molecular function (GO): proton-transporting ATPase activity, rotational mechanism
Source: RefSeq, a predicted model, not a curated record